AUGCAGACAAACGCUGUUCCUAAACAGUUUGCUAACACGUCGGAACCGUCGCAAUCGCCACCGCAACCGCAGGGGGGUGAGCGCCACGGUGCUGAGGGUUUAGGGAAACAGGAGCAAGAACAUCAACAUCAACAACAGCCCAUGAGUAAAGCUGCUGUGGAGACCGCUGCCGCUGCAGGAAACGCUGUGCAGCAGUCACUCCUGCCCCAGCGGUCUACCGUAUCCAAGGGGAAGUACACGCUGAACGAUUUUCAAAUCAUGCGGACACUUGGGACAGGCUCGUUUGGGAGGGUGCAUCUGGUACGGUCCGUGCACAACGGGAGGUACUAUGCGAUCAAAGUGUUAAAGAAGACACAGGUCGUGCGGAUGAAACAGAUCGAGCACACGAACGACGAGCGCAGAAUGCUAAAAUUGGUCGAACACCCGUUCCUGAUCAGGAUGUGGGGGACUUUCCAGGACGCUCACAACUUGUUCAUGGUCAUGGAUUACAUUGAGGGUGGUGAAUUGUUCAGUUUGCUGCGUAAAUCGCAGCGGUUCCCCAACCCGGUGGCCAAGUUCUAUGCCGCAGAAGUCGUUCUUGCAUUGGAGUACCUACACUUCCACAACAUCAUCUAUCGUGACUUGAAGCCGGAAAACAUCCUGUUGGACAGAAACGGGCACAUCAAGAUUACAGAUUUCGGGUUCGCCAAGGAGGUCGAGUCCGUGACGUGGACGCUGUGCGGUACCCCGGACUAUAUCGCACCGGAGGUCAUCGCCACAAAGCCGUACAACAAAUCCGUCGACUGGUGGUCCCUCGGGAUACUCAUCUUCGAGAUGCUUGCCGGGUACACGCCCUUCUACGACUCGACGCCGAUGAAGACGUACGAGAAGAUCCUGCAGGGGAAAGUGAUCUACCCGCCAUUUUUCCACCCGGACGUCGUCGACUUGCUUUCAAAACUCAUCACAGCAGACUUGACAAGAAGAAUCGGGAACUUGCAAAGCGGAUCGCAGGACAUCAAGCAGCACCCAUGGUUCACAGAGGUUAUCUGGGAAAAAUUGUUGAACAAGGAUAUCGAGACCCCCUAUGAACCACCAAUCACCGCAGGCGUCGGGGACACGUCCCUCUUCGACCAGUACCCUGAAGAACGCUUCCACUACGGUAUCGAGGACGCGGACGAUCCCUACCAUGAGUACUUUCUCGAUUUCUAA
Molecule: messenger RNA, 1188 nt
Organism: Huiozyma naganishii CBS 8797
Lineage: Eukaryota; Fungi; Ascomycota; Saccharomycetes; Saccharomycetales; Saccharomycetaceae
Gene: TPK2
Product: cAMP-dependent protein kinase catalytic subunit TPK2
Exons: 1
Coding region: 1-1188 (395 amino acids)
Biological process (GO): peptidyl-serine phosphorylation
Cellular component (GO): cAMP-dependent protein kinase complex; nucleus
Molecular function (GO): cAMP-dependent protein kinase activity; ATP binding
Source: RefSeq, a predicted model, not a curated record